AACACAUUCCGUAGAUGUGGUACUGAGUUCUAAAAGCAAAUAUUAGGGACAUGACGCUGCCCCAAUACAAAAUUCGCUUCAAUUAAUUGCCAGUAUAAUUAAAUACUCGUGGAAUGGCCACCAAUGAUGUUGUCUUUUUGUGUUGUUGUUUGACUUUUUUUUGUAUACUGGUGAAGAAAAAAGUGUCUCAUUUCGCAUUCGCGUUGUUUACUACAUGUCGCCUGUAUCAUAGCGUCAUCUAAAUUAUCAAAAAGGUUAUACAUGUGUAAAAGUGCCAGCACUGUUAAUAGGAAUAUAACACGUAUCUCAGCUGAUCAUACUUACGCGGUUUUUAAUUACUUUAAACUUAAUACACUUGUCUGAAAAUCAUAUUCUGCAGCAUAACUUAAAGCGAAUAGCGACCGGCUUCAUAAAAGUCACCAACCAGCCAACAGAAUAAAAUAAUGCUUUUGAAUUCCUAUGGUCAGCCUACAAUACUGAAAGACGAUGAAACAAAUGCAUCCUCAUUAGAAUGGAGGGAUGCCCCCAUGAUUUUGUGCCACAAGGAUAGUAUAUUUGAAAGAUACUUCCCCAAAUAUUGGAAAGGAACGCUGUAUUCAUCUGAAGCGAUUAUCAAUAGUGUGAUCCAAUCAAAUGAUCAAGUUCCUUGGACUGUACCGUACAAAUCAAUUCCUCUGUUGCCUUCUGAAGUUUUCAAUAUCACACUCAAGGGUGGCAAUAAGAUUAAGUUAACCAUGAUUCCUUUGUUCGAAAAUAUGAUGUUUAUUAUAGAAGAUGAAUACGUAAAAUCUAUUGUCACCGAUAAUUUAACUCCAAAAGAUUUGUAUCAUUUAACGCACCAGAAAAUUGCUAGAGAUCGUAUAAAUGAAGGAAUUGAUGUUUUAUACAUCAAUGAUGCAGCUUAUCAAGAAUUGGAGAAAAAUGAUAAAAAUCCUUCAAAAGUUUUAUUAAGAUCGAUAGCGCAUACUGUCCAGCCUGCCUUCAUAAAAGGAUAUUUUAACAAUCCUCUGCCACAAUCUUUGUUGGAUUGUUGUUCAACACAUAACUAAACGAGGCAUGCAGUGCAAACUCGCGAACGCAAUGGACCUAUGGUCUUCCAGUUAAGACUGCUAGUCUCAUGCCUUUAAACCCAACCUAACUUUCCCCAAAGAUGGUGGGUUUAAUUUUAAAAUAAAAACAAUGGUAGAGGUUGAUUGCGUUUCUGUAUAAUUUAUUUUUUCAAUGAAAUACAUCAAUCUUAAAUACUACAUUUAGGAUUUUGUUUUUAAGUUUCAUCAUACAAAUAAAGUAUAAUUAGAAUGCCAAA
Messenger RNA from Stomoxys calcitrans (stable fly), 1306 nucleotides. RefSeq lists its product as uncharacterized. The record is from RefSeq and is a predicted model, not a curated record. The coding region runs from base 444 to 1049 and encodes 201 amino acids. Lineage: Eukaryota; Metazoa; Arthropoda; Insecta; Diptera; Muscidae. The transcript has 6 exons.